Messenger RNA from Rhipicephalus sanguineus (brown dog tick), 2667 nucleotides. RefSeq names its product tigger transposable element-derived protein 4. NCBI's taxonomy places the organism in Eukaryota, Metazoa, Arthropoda, Arachnida, Ixodida, Ixodidae. Gene Ontology annotation, cellular component: nucleus. Bases 114 to 1910 code for a protein of 598 amino acids. The transcript is spliced from 5 exons. The record is from RefSeq and is a predicted model, not a curated record. Gene Ontology annotation, molecular function: DNA binding.
CGUUAGCGUGCAGACCGGUGUCAACGCUGACCGUACGCGCCUCCUCGCCAGGCAUCAUCGCCUCGCGCACGACUGUUCGCUGUAAAACGGCGCCAGAUUCCUGCGCUUCAAGCAUGGAUGCGGAAGCUACCGAGGAGUCCGACUCCUGUCACAGCCCGGCCCCGCUAGAAAUCUCCCUGGACUGUUCGGACGCGGAGUCGUCCAGCUGCGAAGCUGCUGCUGCGCCAUCUCCAACGGAACCCGUCGAACCUGCUCCAUCACCGGCGGAAAACAACAACGCAUCGAAGAAAAAGACCAAGAAGAACGGUCGCAGAUUUGCCGGUUCACUCUCGAUGAAGAAGAAAAAGGAACGCGACUCUGCUUCCGGAGCGGACACUGCCGGCGGAAGUACGCGGGCUCCCCGGAAGCGGAAGUCGUAUUCCGUCACGGAAAAGCUGGCCCUGGUAGCCGAAGUGGAGGCAGGACGAAAGAAGGUUGACAUCUGCCGCGAGUACGGCAUCUCGGCCUCGACACUGGCGAGCAUCACCAAGCACAAGGAGCAGUUCAUGGCGGCGUACGAGGAGAGCCGGCUGAAGGCCAAAAGGCUGCGCAAGGCCACCCGCGAGGAUCUGGACCGUGCCCUGCUACGCUGGUAUCACCAGGCCACGGCUUCCGGGACCCCCAUCAGCGGCCCGCUUCUGCAGGCCAAGGCGGAGAAGAUCGCUGCGGAUCUCGGGUACGAAAACUGCUCAGUGCCCAACGCGUGGAUCGACCGCUUCAAGAAGCGACACGCGCUCACGUACGCCCGCGAGCGCAAGGAGAUGGGCGCCGACAUUCCGGACGUGGACACGUGGCUCAACACGUCGUGGCCUCAGAUACGCACCGGCUACUCGUCCUGGGACAUCUUCAGCGCCGUCGAGACCGGCCUGUUCUUCAGGGCACUGCCCAAGGAAGCGGCGCAGCUCAACGGAGCCAGCUGCGAGCAUGGACAACUGGCCCAGGACAGGUUCACAAUCUACCUCUGCACAAACAUGACCGGCGACGAACGGAGGCCGCUAGUGGUCGUGGGCGCGUCUCCGCUGUCUCACAGCAUCGUCCUACCGGGCCUCACGUACGCCGUGAACGAGAAGUCGUGGAUGACGCGGCGGGUAUUCGUCGAAGAGCUGCGUCGUUGGGACCACGAGCUGGAGACCCGCAAGCGAAAGGUCCUACUUCUCGUGGACCAGACCGGGUGCCACGAGCUGGGCAAGAAGGCCAACCUCAAGAACAUCGACGUCAUAUACCCGCCUCCCAACACGAGUGGCCUCCUCAUCCCCCUUGAUCAAGGGGUCGUGCACUCGCUCAAGCGAAACUACCGCAGGGCGCUCGUGGUCCACACCGUGCUUCAGGAGAUACCCACGGUCCUACAGGUCCACGAGGCCCUGCGACUUCUCGCCGUCGCUUGGAGGGACGUCAAGGACCGGACCGUCAGGUCCGCUUUCGGGGCUUGCGGUCUUCACAGCAUCCACCAUCUGAACGACAGCGCCGAAGAAGACGGCGACCGCGACGAGACGGACGACCCUCUCGAGCUGUGGUCGUCCCACUACGACCUGCCCGAAGACCUGGUCGACGGCAUCGGCGAGUUCGAAAGCAUCGACGAGUUCGUGGCCACGUCGGCGAAGCUGCAGACAGACCAGGUCGGUGACGACUCCGGCGAACAACGGCUAUCUUCGUCCAGGACCGACGGGAGCGCGCUGUCGUCCAAGAAGGCUGACAGUAUAGCUCCGUACGAAGUCCUGGACGCGGUGGACUUGCUCUUGAAGUACUGCGAGAACUCGCCGCUCGGAAUCAGCAGGGCCGACGCCGAGAAAGCGGCCGUGGGACUUAACGCUUUGCGCGCCAGUGCUCAGGUAACAGCUUUCAAAAGAACGUACUCCCUGGACUCUAAGUGAUGUGCUGGACACCGAAGCAUUUCUCGUCAGUUUGAAGAUGAUCCGUUGGAGAUCUGCCAGCCGUUCAGCUACGACCACGUAUAGGUUGAUGUGGACGCCGAAAGUGACAUUUGCUGGCAGGCUAGUUGGUUAUGCAUAGUUCAUUCGUAUAGCAGAACAAACGUAACAAUUAACCAAGAAGGACAGCACUCUGUCUGUGCCUUCUUGGUUUCUCGAUACGUUAGUGCUGGUAUAACUGUGAACAAAAGCAUGUGACUUCACAGUUUUGGGACGACUCUUUAUACAGAUGCGGUCAUGUCAGCGAAAAGCAUUCGCAGUCCAAGAUCGCCGGUGAUGUGUGGUGGCAUGGAUUUCUUUAAAAAAGUGCUGUGUGUUUUGUAAACGUGCUCGGGGAGCUCCAGUCAAUACUCACCACUUGUCCUCGUAGAACGACUUUUGAAUUGCACUGAAUGGCUUACCAUUUACCGUGCCACUUCUGAAACAGACGCCCCCGAAAGUGCACACGCCUAGCAGUGUACACAAUGAACGCUGUCGGGUCAGUCGCUGUUUGAACGUUCUAUGAAAGCAACUCGAAUUGUGACGUGAACACCGUAGAGUUCAAGCAGUAAAUUAGGCAUUACACUACCGAAUGUCUGUAGGCAAAGUCUGACGAAGCUGAUUGUGUCGGUGAAGGUGUAAACGUAGUCACGCUGUGUGCCCAGGGCUGUUGAGACAGAAAUAAAGGACCAUUUCUGUCGACUAAUUUGACGCAAGUAAC